UUUGCUCUUUUCCCCUUUUUUAUCGCUUAAUUUUAUAAUUUUAGGAAUUACAGUUGUUGUUUAAUGUUGUUGAGGAUAUUUACAGUAGGCGGUGCAUAAAUGUCGAAAAAUUUGGAACUACCCUUCAGAAACGGGUGGUCUAAAAUUGUUUGCCGAGACCUCCGAUGACGUGUGCAGCUGUUGCGGCUCUGCAAAUGGAUGACUGGAGUGUUGCCCCGUCUUCGCUUCCCUUCUGCGUUGUGGGCUUUAUUCUUCGUUUUGUAGCUAAUGUUUCUUACCCCAAGCGCUAUGUUACACUUUGCACGAUGACGAGCAGACCGAUACGAAAUUCGACAUUCCAGACUUCCUAAAGGGAGUUAAAACAACAAAUCAGCGCAGUUUGCCGAAUCGCCCGCUGAUUCGUCCUGUAAGCGCCCACCCCACAUGCCCGUUAACGGAUAAAUCAUAAAAACUGCCCCCGAUCACUCACCUGUCCCAUCUGCACCAGCCGGCAGCUCUCUCUCCCUUGCUGGACCCUUCACGAACUUUCACUUUCACCGUGUGACUUUCGGGAAGUCAGACAAGUCUUUCUUGUCCGAAGCCCCCCUUUUCUGGAUGAAAUUUGCACUCGAUUCGCACUUCAAAAAGUAAAGAUCGUCCUCAUCGAGAGUUGCAGGCGACGGCAAACUGCGUGGGUGAGCGCUGGAAAAGCAACGGUCACCGCAGGUCACGUUCAGAUGGAACUCUAGCACCCCGGAAAUGUGUGACAAAUUGGAGCCGCACCUUAGCCAUGCUGAGCAGAGUGUUAAUGUCGGCCAUUUUAUGGGUGCCUUUCCAUGUUUUUGCACAAAAUGCUGAAGCCACACUUCACGUCAUUAUUGCGUCUGCAGGUGAAGAUGUUCUUCUGCCUUGCACAUUUCCACCUCUGGACUGGAGAGACCCCAGAAACUUCCUGAUCAUUAAGUGGCAGCAUGGCUCCUCAAUUAUUUAUCACUAUGAAGAUGAGGAGCACAGGCCAGAAUGGGGACUGGAAAGGUUCAGAGGGAGAAUCCAGAUGUUUCACCAAGAGAUCUCCAAAGGAAAUGCAUCUGCUCUUUUGACAAAUGUCCACCUGGAAGAUGCUGGGAAGUAUGUGUGUAUGGUUAUCUGGGUAUCCAAUUAUAAGGAAACUCAGCUGCAGUUAUCCGUAACUGGAGAGGACAUGCCAAGUGCUCAAGUGAUCAUCGUUGGAUUGUCCACCUUGCUUGUGAUGAUUUUACUGCUUUCACUGUUAGAAUCUAAGCGACUGAAGAAGCGUUACAGGUCGCUUGGCAAAUCAAAUUGCUGAAAGGGUCCAAUAACUGAGAAUAAGAUGCCACCAUGUCCAGCACCAUUCAGUCCUGCUCUACUGUGUUUCACCAUGAUGAGAUCUGACCACUCUGUUCCAGAAGGUUUAUUUCGUCAGGAGGAUGACACCUGUUAUUUGUCUGAGGAACAUUACGAAAACAUUUGGAAAACAUGUGGUGUCAUUCACAAUGGCAGUUCCCAGCUGAAAGAGACCGAUGUGAGGGAGCCAUCUUCUAAAAAAAGACUGAUAUGAAAUGGAAGAGAGGAAUCCUUGGAGGACGGUUUGAUUGCUUGGACCUUUGCACCAUUUAGACAGUCAGGUCUGAUUAACAUGCAACCAGACAUGAGAUUAACAUCAUGGUAACCCAAGGAAAUGUCAGUGUCCAUCAGUGCCCAUUGCACUCUGUCCUCAUUGUGUAUAGUACAUCUUGGUGUGGCACCUGCUCAGCCCAGAGCUGCAGAGCUUAAACAUGUUGGUGAGGGUGACAUUAAAAUGGAAAACAUGCAUGCUAAAAA
Molecule: messenger RNA, 1821 nt
Organism: Polypterus senegalus (gray bichir)
Lineage: Eukaryota; Metazoa; Chordata; Cladistia; Polypteriformes; Polypteridae
Product: CD276 antigen homolog
Exons: 6
Coding region: 770-1306 (178 amino acids)
Biological process (GO): negative regulation of T cell proliferation; positive regulation of T cell proliferation; immune response
Cellular component (GO): external side of plasma membrane
Source: RefSeq, a predicted model, not a curated record